CAACAGCUAGAGACAAUGGCGGAAAACUACAUUUUGUACUCGUAUUGGCGAAGUAGCUGCUCGUGGCGCGUGAGGAUCUCGCUGGAGUGGAAGGGCAUCCCGUACGAAUAUCGAUCCGUGCACUUGCUGAAUGGCGGCGGCGAGCACUUCAAGGACGAGUACACGACACUCAAUCCGAACCAGCGCCUUCCGACACUCGUUGUGGACGGCAAGGUGCUGCCGCAGUCUGUCGCCAUUCUCGAGUUCUUGGAGGAGACGCAUCCAGAGAAGCCGCUUCUACCCAGCGACCCGUUCGCUCGCGCCCAGGUCCGCAAUCUUUGUGCCAUUAUCGGCUGUGACAUCCAGCCGAUCCAGAACUUGACGGUACAAGUCAAGGCAACGGAGGAAGUACCUGAGGAUCAACGAGUCGCCAAGAAGCAGGCGUGGGGAAGAUUCUGGAUCGAACGAGGCUUUGAAGCGCUGGAGCGAGAACUGGCCAAGACAGCGGCCACGUACUGCUUCGGGGACGAGAUCACGCUCGCGGAUCUGUAUCUGCAGCCGCAAGUGUACAAUGCCAACCGCGUCGGUGUGGACAUGACCAAGUACCCGACCAUUUCUCGAAUCUCCGCGAGUCUAGAGAUGUUACCAGCAUUCCAGAAGGCUCAUCCGUCCCAACAACCUGAUGCAGUCAACUGAUGGUCAAUAAUUGACACACGUCGAGCACGGUUUAGAUAUUUUCUAUUGAGACUUGUAUUUGAUCUAUUGGGUUUGUUUGAAAGAGCGGAGUUUCUCUUUGACUGCCUUUAGAUGCUUCUUAAUUGUCCGGACUUGCUGUUUGUCCACUUCACUUCGA
This is a messenger RNA of Phytophthora nicotianae INRA-310, 832 nucleotides long. RefSeq names its product maleylacetoacetate isomerase. Gene Ontology annotation, cellular component: cytoplasm. Gene Ontology annotation, molecular function: glutathione transferase activity; maleylacetoacetate isomerase activity. Gene Ontology annotation, biological process: glutathione metabolic process; L-phenylalanine catabolic process. Lineage: Eukaryota; Oomycota; Peronosporomycetes; Peronosporales; Peronosporaceae. The transcript has a single exon. Bases 16 to 675 code for a protein of 219 amino acids. The record is from RefSeq and is a predicted model, not a curated record.